Messenger RNA from Metarhizium robertsii ARSEF 23, 2055 nucleotides. Its product is annotated as Rad21/Rec8 like protein. Bases 1 to 2055 code for a protein of 684 amino acids. Gene Ontology annotation, cellular component: cohesin complex; synaptonemal complex. The record is from RefSeq and is a predicted model, not a curated record. Lineage: Eukaryota; Fungi; Ascomycota; Sordariomycetes; Hypocreales; Clavicipitaceae. Gene Ontology annotation, biological process: mitotic sister chromatid cohesion; replication-born double-strand break repair via sister chromatid exchange; synaptonemal complex assembly. Gene Ontology annotation, molecular function: protein binding; chromatin binding. The transcript has 2 exons.
AUGAUUAUCCCCAGAGUAUUGCUAAGGUGUCCUAGGCUUGUCGCAACCGUUGGCAAAACCGGCCAGCGGAAGUUGAGUCGCAAGACCCUUCAAGACGUUGACAUCCCCAGGGCAUGCGAGAAGAUUCUCGAUCCUGGGGCCCCUCUUGCUUUACGACUUCAGGGGAACCUGCUAUAUGGAGUGUCACGGGUGUUUUCUCACCAGUGCAACUACGUUCUUUCGGAUGCCGGGAAGACUCAAUCGGAUAUGAUGACCUUCUUUCGCUCCAUGAAUACAAGCGCGACGGAUGAGAAUGCAGGAAAGGCCAAGCGACAACACAUCACGCUCCAAGAUGACCCCAGCUUCGACCCCAUGGCGAUGCUUCCAGGGCUGGAAAAGUUGCUCAACACCGAGACCCUCUUCAGCUUUACGGCAACUCAGGAAUCGGCCGCCAAAUACUCGCAGAUGUCACCACUUGACAACGUCAGCCUAGCGAGUGCAACCACCAGUCGCCGCUCAAGCUUCAUCGGCCUGGAUAUUCCUCUUUCAUCACACUCUGUCGGAAGCUACCAACUUCCUGGUGACCUUGGCUGCUACAGUUCGCCCUUUAAUAAGGGCAUCCAGGAACCAGACAACAUGCCCGAACUAGCCUCAUUUGCAGACAAUGAAUUCGAUCCAAUUUGCGGCGUCGGCCUUGAUUUUGAUGCUGACGGCAACUUGAUCGGCAUACUUGACGAUGAGCCUGAACUGCCACCCUUGCGUGGCACGAGUCCCGACCCUCUCCUCACGGCUGGUAUUACGACGCCGAGACUUGAGGAUAUAGUGCAUCAAGAUAAUCAGAACUUGGCGGAAGAGCCCAUUCCUGGUCUCGGUGAAGCCGCACUGCCAGAUGCAGAGCCGUUCGCAGUACCCCCAGCCGUCGAGGAACGCAACACCGACGCACCAACACUGACCACGGAGACCACAGAGACGGGGAAAGCCGCAGCUCCAUACAGAGCUUCCCAUCGCCGGAGGUUUCCAGAAAUGCUUGACCAAGAACUCCGAGUCCCACGAGACGAGUUUCGUGGUUGGACCGAGGACUAUGCGACAAACAUGCUCGCUGCCCGCAACAAAAUCAAGGCCACAACGCAAGCAAAAGCCAAACAAAACGCACUCGCGUUUCUCUACUGGAAGGGGAUAGCACAGGUUGGCAAUUUCCAGAGAGACUUCGGCGUCAACCACCCAUUGGCACAUGAAUUCGCUGGCACAGCUCUAAAGGCUCACAUCCUGGGGCUUAACGUAGACGACAUUGAAGAUAUCAAUCCGAAGAAGGGCAGACGCCGCAAGUCACCCGAAGCAUUUGGGCACGGCAACGACAACACCAGAAACGUACGACAGCGUAUAGACGAAGAUGAGUUCGCGCGAGGAGAAGCCGCCGCGCCCGCGGAUGGCCUCGACCUCGGCCACGACUCGGCCCCAGAACUAGGCCUAGAAGCCGGAGCAGCACUCGAGGACAAGCAUUCUUCCUCUCUGAUGCCCUGGAGCCGCCAGGGAUCCGCGGCACCUGGAUCGGCCCCGCGCGCCCCGGGAAGUGCUCACAAGUCCGUCGCGGCGCCCAGCCCCCUCCACGGCCGAGCAAGAGGAAGCCUCAUCGGCUCCGUCGAAAGACAGAGCGACCCCAUCGAGGGCUCUCUUGGAGUUGUCGGCUUCGACUCCCAGCUGUCCUCGAUGGACUUUGACCAGGGCCUCCUGACGCUCAACCUCGGCGCCGCGGACGACACCCUCCCAUCUACCCAGGGGCUAGACACCUCCAGCCAACGCUUCCUGACGUACGUUGCGAACCAGGUCGCGGCGGACGAUGCCCUCGGAGCCCGCGGCCCUCAGCAGAAAUACUGGAUUGAUUUCGACAGUCUUGCCAGUCCGAAUGUCCACACCAAGGCCAUUGCUGCACAGGCCUUCCUUCACGUGCUUUCCCUCGCGACCAAGGGCGUCAUUUCUGUUGAGCAGGACGGCAUCCAGGACAAGCAGCCCUUUGGCGCUCUCCGCGUCGGGCUUGCAGGCCACGUUCUGGACGCGGCUACCGCCAUGCUUGAAUGA